Molecule: messenger RNA, 4295 nt
Organism: Paramuricea clavata
Lineage: Eukaryota; Metazoa; Cnidaria; Anthozoa; Malacalcyonacea; Plexauridae
Source: the annotation of a GenBank genome assembly
AGUGUGAAGAAGGUCCAAUCCCAUGGAAUCCAACCAUGACAGAAUUUCAAAGACGUCAAAUCACUGUCAGUCGCAGUAACUCUGAUUGCACAGCAAAACGAAUGGCAGGAAACUCAACGAACCAUUUCAUUCGGCAAUAUGUUGAUAGGACCAGCUUCAGACGAAAGUCGGUAAGUGUUUAUACAAGUCCGUUUAAAAACCCAGAAAACAGAAAUUAAUAAAAAGAUUAAAAAAAGUAAAAGGUCUUGGCAAAAGGUCGUAUUUUUUUAAUAGAUAAUAUGUUUACAGUGUAAAACUGUAUCAUGAUUAAUAAUCUUGGUAGUCUUACAACAGCUUCAAAUCUUCCCCGUUCGUCUUUUAAUACUUUUCUCUCUUAAAUAUUUAAAUAUUUAAAAUAUUUCUCUACCACAGCGACCUGUAUCAUGGCAACCACCGCCAUCUUGGAUACAAGGUAGCUCAGUCCCAAGUCAACAGUUACCUCCUCAAGGCAACGAUUAUCUUGGUGGCAGUAGGACAUCUUUGGAUGUUGAACUUGAACUAGAGGCAUCGAAAGCUAAACAGGUAAGGUUGGUUAAAGCCUGGAUAUUUAUAUAGCGAGUAAAUCCAAACAACGGAAGAACAUAGUUCAGAGAACAAUGAGCGACAGUGGAGAGAGUGGGAGCAACACUGUGUGCCUCUCAAAGACACCACAAAAGCUGCUGAAAAUAUUCUAGAGCAAUUUUGAAAGCGGCUUUGGGACAAGCUACCAUUAUAAUUUGUUGUUGUUACCAUUAUAACUUGUUGUUGUUGUUGUUGUUGUUGUUGUUGUUGUUGUUACCAUUAUAACUUGUUAAUUGUCACCAUUAUAACUUGUUGUUGUUACCAUUAGUAACUUGUUGUUUUUACCAUUAUAACUUGAUGUUGUCACCAUUAAUAACUUGUUGUCACCAUUAUAACUUGUUGUUGUUACCAUUAUAUAACUUGUUGUUGUUACCAUUAAUAACUUGAUGUUGUUACCAUUAUAAUUUGUUGUUGUUACCAUUAUAACUUCUUGUUGUUACCAUUAAUAACUUGUUGUUGUUACUAUUAUAAUUUGUUGUUGUUACCAUUAAUAACUUGUUAUUCUUGUAAAUGCUUCUAAUUAGUUACAGCUAUUCCAACAUUUCUACUUUCGAGUAAUUUCAACCGUUACUCGCGAAAAAAACGUAUAGAAGACUCAUUCGGUAAUUAAUAUGACAUGUUUUUUCUGAUGAGUUAUUUUAUUUGUAGAUCCAAUUAGGCAAGGAAAAUGCUCGUUUACAAGAGAUGAAAAGAAUAAUGGAAGAAGCACAAUCAAAAGGUUCAACAGAAUUACCCGCUUUGCUUGAAAACAGAGAUUUUAAACGAUUUUUAAAAGAAGCUGAAAAGGUACAUGAUUGUAUUAUACAUGAUGGUCACACCUAAUCUUUCAGGAAGGACAUGGAUUCAUAUAAUCAUGCUUAGAAUAGUAUAACAGCGAUAUACAGUGUGUAUCAAAAUAAUUCGAAUCCAAAUUUGGCGUGUAAUAACGCAGAAUAUAUUUGACAAAUUCGGUUGGUUUUUACACCAUUGUUAAGUUCAUUUAUUUAUCUUUCAAAUGACAUGCUGUACGCGUCAUUUAGUUGGAAAAUGAAGGAGUAUUGCUUUGACAAAAAAGUCCAUAAAAAUCACAAUUUUCCGCCGAUGGGAAUUGGACAUUUUUUCUUUCAAAGUUAGUCCCACAAGGCUUUGAAAUGCUAAUCAUCACUGAAAACUAAAAUGCAAAUUUAACGCGAAUUUCUUCUCGUUCAACAUGUUGAAGGCAUAGGAGCUUAAAUCUCUUCAAAUGAACACGAAUUUAUGUAAAUUUUGCUACAUAACAGUUUGUUGAUUAAUUAAAUUUGCAUUAUCUUUUGUUUGUACGUCUCACUUCGAAUUCCCAUCGGCGGAAAAAUGUUAGCGUUUCCCAGCAGCCUUUCACGCUCGUAUUCGACUUUUCCGCUUUGCAUGCUGUAUAUAUAUAUAUAUAUAUAUAUAUAUAUAUAUAUAUAUAUAUAUAUAUAUAUAUAUAUAUAUAUAUAUAUAUAUAUAUAUAUAUAUAUAUAUAUAUAUAUAUAUAUAUAUAAAAUAGUCUGUGCUAGGUUAUAAAAACCAAUGAUAGAGUGCUCAAUGGAUAACCAGAGCAUUUAAUAGAAAGACACAAAACAAAGCUUGCCAAACAAAGCUUGCUAAGUUUUUGUGUCUUUCUAUAUAUAUAUAUAUAUAAUUGCCCAAUUUUUGUAGUUAGAAUAUUUCAUUGAUUUUGUCUGUUUUGUUUCGUACAGGCUUCUGUACAACCGAAAGGUUCAGUUGUUUCGAGUAUUGUUCCACAAACAACAUCCAGUCAAACUCCACAGAGAGGAUCAAAACAAGAGGAGAUUAAAAAAUUUAAGUAAGUACACCCAAGAUGUUUCGUGGCAGCAUUUUAAAUAUAAUGUGAGAAACGUCUGUCCAUAUACUUGAUAACAUUGUUGCAAACAAUAAAUGUGGUUGUUCAAUAAUUAUUUUCGCUUGUUGCGAACGUGAAUAUAGUUAUUGUUGGGUCAACAACAUCAAUAUUGUUGCAAUGUUGUUCUACAUUUUAUGCAACAGUGUGUAGCCUGAGUCGUGUAGAAUAAGAUAUUUACCGAUUAUUUUACCUUCUAGAAAUAAAAUGGACUUUAUAACAAGUUUACGUCUUCGCGUUCCUCAACCACCUUCUGAUAUGGAGAAACCUUGUUUAGUUUAGUAUAGCUAUGUAUAUUAUAAUAUAGCGAUUGACAAAGUCGAUUAUGUAGCUCAAGAAAUUAACCCCAAAUAUAUAUAUAUAUAUUAUUUUAUAUUAUAGUUAAAAACAUUUAAAAGCCAAUUAUAAAAGGCAGACAUUAACUUAACCAAACAUUAUUAUCGAUGGGAAAAUUUAUAAAAUGGGAGACCAUCUCUUUCUAAAUAAUAUUUAUUGAGAAUAUUUGUUGGAUCAACGUGCGAAUUAUGUACUAUAUAAAUAUUUACUAUUGUAAAUAGUAUAAUUAUUAAACUGAUACAGUUGUAUGUAUCAUGCGACAUUAGCCUUGAGAAAUGUAGCAGUUUUAAAUAACCCAUCUUCAUGAGUAAAAUUGUCUGGUGUUUGCCGAGUAGAGUACUCAAGUCGGACAAAGUGUACGAAGGGUUCAAACUACAUUGUGAUGUGUAAAACACAUUUUGCACAUAAUAACAAAUAGCCUACGCUUAUACCCCCAACCGUUACCUUUUCUUGUGAAAACACGCGAAACCCGCGUGAGACGAAAUUGGAAAAGCGUGGGCUAGAGUGGGAAUCCCACAAAAACGAUUGGAAUGGCUGAAAUUCAGAAUUUUAAGACGACCAUUUAAAUCAUGCUACUUAAGAAAUGUGUGGGUUAUUAAAUUGCUACAUUUCUGUUAUGCUAUGUUGUGUUUGUAUGUUGUAAUGUUGUUACCAGGGUGAUGCAGAGGAGCCCAUGCAGAACCUACUCAUAGAAACACUUGCAUGAAGGUUGGUUCAAAGCUAGCUAGCUAGCCUGAAAAUGCAGUCGCAGUGUACCACUAUAUGUAGUUCCACGUAUUGUGUUACAUGACCAAGAGUUUUCACUACCUUAUUGUUCUUCGUGAUAUCAUGAAAUUUGGGACAGUUCCAGUACCCCUGCAAAGUUGUUUUUUUCACUAGGAAAACUUUCCCACGACACUUUCUUUGUCUUAUGGGCAAUUGAGUGAAACUAGGAAUGCAAAAAUAUUCCCAUAGUGCAAAACCCACUUCAUUGUUCUAAUAUUUGGUGAUUUUGAAAGGGUUUUUAUUGCCACGAAAGCCAUGUUUACUUUGUGAAAUACAUUUGUCGUGAGAAUUAGAAGAUGGCUGUUCUUGAUAGAAUUGUCCAUUUGGCUGAUUGUAUAUACGACUUUCCGAGUACAACUGUUCAGAAUAAUUUUUAAUUUAGUUCAAAUAUUAUUUUAUUCCACAUGCAUACAGUAUAAAUUUUCCCGUUCGUUACACUGGCUGUCUGUGCAUGCGUGAUUUUGUUGGUCUAGCGCAGAUACAAACACUGCAUAUAUUCGUGCCAUAUUGCGACUGCAUCCAACAAGCUAUGCAUGUUUUGUGUGUUUCACAGAGCAAUGGUUCUGGUAAUACUAUAGACUGCAGGCAAUGCAUGGUAUUAUAUAAAUCAUGGUGUUCCUCAGUAAUCCUGGUUUAUUGUUGUAGUGCAAAGCAUAUAUUUCAGUUUAUUCAAAUCCUCUUAGAGGAGUAUCUUGUACUCACAAUGCAAUAAAUUACCAUGUACGUAAACCGU